AAUGUUGCACACCACCAAUGGUUAUGGUUUUGUUAAAUUUUUGUGGCUUUUAACCUACUUAAAGAAACUUUGGAAUUGCUGACCAGCUAAAAUUGGGGUGGUCUUCAAGCAGUUCUGUCAGCCAAAGCUUUAUACAAAAGUGUAUAUCAGCAAUAACAAUCAUGAAAAUUGCUUUAAUAAUUAUACGCAAUAUUGAUGCCAAUAUAGUUAUAGAUUUAUUUGUACAUAUUAAUUAUUGGCCAUGUUAUCAAUCUUUGGGAGUACUUUAACGUCAUUGUAUAGUAGAUGGUCGACAAUGCCUCCAAAAUCAGAAUCUCCCAUAUAUGGGAUAUUUUUUGAAUGAGUGCUGCCAGACAAUUUAUUUCUAACAAUUUCUAUGAACAUUGAAUUAUUGCUUAUGAAAACAAGUUUAUAUUACUCAUUUUUGUGAUAUGAAUAUAAAACGGUUGUGAACGCAUAUUUAAAAAAUGUUCAAAUACUGGGGAAUGGAUUAACUAACUUGGUCGCAAAUCUAUAUGACUAAAACGAAUUAAUUUGCCAUAACGCAUAUUCGUCCUUAGAAGUGAAGAAGUGAACAUGAUUGAUGCAUAUUAUCGGAAACUUACAAAAAUAACAAAUUUUUGUAAUAGAUAGUUUUAAAAAAGUCGUGAGUGUAAAAGGUCUUUACGGCAAGAAAAUUUAAUAAAUACACCAGUGUUUGAUAUAACAGACAGUACUAUGUUCUCUUAAACUUGUGGUUUUACAACUAAUGAUGUUUUGAUCAAUGCCCUUAAAAUAAAGUACAACCAGAGAAUGUUAAUGAAUAGAGAAGGAGCAAAUGUUAAAUGAAUAGAGAAGGAGCAAAUGUUAAAUGAAAUCUUUUUGUGUACUAAUUUGUAAUUCCAGAUGAGGGAACAUCGAAAAAUAAAACUUCGAAAAAGAAAAUACACCACACAAUGAGCGAAUUGCUAUAAAUAGACACAACGAAUAUUCCUAAAGGAAAAAUAUUCAUGAAUAUUCAUUAACAUUCUCUGCAAUUACAUUCGGGCGUUUAUUCUUAUUGGGUUAGACGUUAUUUUUCAAUACUGUCGUUCAGAUGGCGCUGGAAAAAUUUUUUAUUUGACAUUUGCUUCUGGUCGGCCCUUUUGGGGUUAGUUUUACGCAAUUGACUUUUACACGGGUUAUUAAGCGGCGUGAAAUAAUUUUCCUAUAUUCUUACAAUAUCAAAGAAAAGAUUGUUUAGCACUUUGAAGUAUAAUCAGCUAAGCAAUGUCUGCUUUUGUUGCCGUACGUCAAUCCACUGCCUUGAGUUUUGCGCUCGCUACUGUGGGUCGUUCUAAUGCCACCCGUCGAGCUUUGAGCACUGGGCGUUUCAUACGUUGCACAAGAGGAUCAGCAGCAGCGCUUUUGCAUUGCCCACAACGUUUACCCUCACUUGCUGCUGCCACUUCAACUUUCCAACAUUAUGUACGUACUUAUGCCAAUGAGAAAAGAGUAUUCGAACGUACCAAACCACAUUGUAAUGUCGGUACAAUUGGUCAUGUGGAUCACGGAAAAACAACCUUGACCGCUGCAAUCACCACUGUAUUGGCCGACAAAGAAUUGGCUGAAAGCAAAAAAUAUAACGAAAUUGAUAAUGCACCAGAGGAAAAAGCACGCGGCAUUACUAUUAAUGUAGCGCAUGUUGAAUAUCAGACGGAGUCACGGCAUUAUGGUCACACAGAUUGUCCCGGACAUGCUGAUUAUAUCAAAAACAUGAUUACUGGAACAGCACAGAUGGAUGGUGCUAUACUUGUAGUUGCUGCUACUGAUGGUGCUAUGCCACAGACCCGUGAGCAUUUAUUAUUGGCUAAGCAAAUUGGCAUCAACCAUAUAGUAGUGUUUAUCAAUAAAGUUGAUGCUGCCGAUCAGGAAAUGGUAGAUCUAGUCGAAAUGGAAAUUCGUGAACUAAUGACUGAGAUGGGUUAUGAUGGUGAUAAUGUGCCAGUUGUAAAAGGUUCAGCAUUGUGCGCUUUAGAAGGACGUAAUCCGGAAAUCGGCUCUGAAGCUAUUAUGCAGUUGUUAAAAGAAGUUGACAACUUUAUUCCGACGCCAGUUCGUGAAUUGGAUAAACCCUUCUUGCUGCCAGUUGAAAACGUUUAUUCAAUACCCGGUCGUGGUACAGUCGUAACCGGACGUCUGGAACGUGGUGUAGUCAAAAAAGGCAAUGACUGUGAAUUUGUUGGUUACAAUAAAGUUAUUAAAUCGACAGUAACUGGCGUAGAGAUGUUCCAUCAAAUUCUUGAUGAAGCACAGGCCGGUGAUCAAUUGGGCGCGCUAGUACGUGGUGUAAAACGUGACGAUAUCAAACGUGGUAUGGUUAUGUGCAAGCCUGGUUCAGUUAAAGCGCUAGAUCAACUAGAAGCUCAAGUGUAUAUUUUAGCAAAAGAAGAAGGUGGCCGUCACAAACCAUUCAUGUCUUUCAUUCAAUUACAAAUGUUUUCGCGUACAUGGGAUUGUGCCGUGCAAGUGCAGAUACCCGAUAAGGAGAUGGUGAUGCCUGGUGAGGACACUAAACUGAUUUUACGUCUCAUUCGUCCCAUGGUUUUGGAACAAGGACAGCGAUUCACCCUGCGUGAUGGUAACUUAACACUGGGCACUGGUGUCGUAACAAAAGUAUUGCCGCCACUUAGCGAGAACGAGCGUUUGUCAUUGACGGAGGGUAAGAAGGCGCGCGAGAAGAAGGAGGCUGGAAAGAAAUAAACUUUUUAAAAUAAAAAUGUUUUCUAAUUAUAUUUAGUUUUAUAUAUGAUUACUAUAACUGAAGCAGAAACGAAAUGAUGUAAAGAAAAUUGUGACUUUUAAUCUUUAAAUAGAAUAUAAAAGUAUAAGCAUUAUAAUUCCAUGCAUUCAGUUGAUUGUUGAAUAAAAGUCGGAAUAAAUUCAAAA
Molecule: messenger RNA, 2907 nt
Organism: Bactrocera oleae (olive fruit fly)
Lineage: Eukaryota; Metazoa; Arthropoda; Insecta; Diptera; Tephritidae
Gene: mEFTu1
Product: mitochondrial translation elongation factor Tu 1
Biological process (GO): mitochondrial translational elongation
Cellular component (GO): mitochondrion
Molecular function (GO): GTPase activity; translation elongation factor activity; GTP binding
Source: RefSeq, a predicted model, not a curated record